GGAGGAGCGGAGGGGAAGGACAGGACGGCGGAGAUCCCCCCCGUCCCCGCGGGCUGACCCUAGUCGAGCCGUGCCGAGCCGUGCCGGGAUGCGCGCUUAGCGCUCGCCCCGCGCUGAGCUCAGGCCCCGGCGGCCGCACCCGGAGCCCUCCGGCCGCGGCCAUGGAGAAGCCCCCGGGGGUCCAGCCUCUCUCCCACCCCCUGCAGCCCUCGGCCGAGCCGCAGCCGGCGGCGGAGAAGCGCUUCAGGCUGUGGUACGUGGGCUGGUCGUGCCUGGACCGGCGCACCACGCUGCCCAUGCUGCCCUGGCUGAUGGCCGAGAUCCGGCGCCGCGGGCAGCGGCAGGAACCCGGCGGCUCCCUGGGCAGCGGCGUGCCGGCCCGAGAGGUGCUGCUGCAGCUGGGGUCCCCCACGCUGCGCUGCGUCCCCGCCGGGCCCCCCAGCCCCGGCCCCGGGCGCCCCGGCAGCCCCGCGCCCGCCGUCUUCAUCUUCGAGCACAAGGCGCAGCACAUCGCCCGCUUCGUCCACAACAGCCACGACCUCACCUACUUCGCCUACCUGAUCAAGGCACAGCCCGACAACCCCGACUCCCCCAUGGCCUGCCACGUCUUCCGAGCCACCGACCCCAACCAGGUUCCUGAUGUCAUCAGCAGCAUAAGACAAGUCUCCAAAGCAGCACUGAAAGAAGAUGCCAAACCAAGUAAAGAUAGUGAAGAUGCCUUCUAUAACUCUCAAAAAUUUGAGGUCUUGUACUGUGGAAAGGUGACGGUGGCUCACAAGAAGGCUCCCUCGUCAUUAAUUGAUGAUUGCAUUGAGAAAUUCAGCCUUCAUGAGCGUCAGCGCCUGAAACUAUUAAAUGAACAGCGGAAUAAUGAGUCAAGUUUGGACUUACCCCUGUGUGAAGGAAAUGUGCCAUCUUCUCCAUUGGAUAGCCCAUUUGAGGAGCUGGAGAGCCCAAAUAACACCACAGAACAUGCCGCGAUGUUUACAAUUGGCAGCCAGACCAACUUGACCAACCUGGCCAGCACACGUAGCUCAUUUCCAGAGCGAAUUUUAGAGGACUCUGGCUUUGAUGAGCAGCAGGAGUUUCGUUCCCGGUGCAGCAGUGUCACUGCAGUUAUGCAAAGAAGGGUUCACGAUGCAAACCUGAAAAUACAGCCACGCAGAAGACAUGCAAGUGCACCCAGUCAUGUUCAGCCCUCCGAUUCUGAGAAGAACAGGACAAUGUUGUUUCAGGUUGGAAGAUUUGAAGUUAACCUCAUCAGUCCAGACACCAAAUCUGUUGUGCUUGAAAAGAAUUUUAAAGAUAUCUCCUCAUGUUCUCAGGGUAUAAAACAUGUUGAUCACUUUGGCUUCAUUUGCCGGGAAUCUGUUGAACCUGGGUUAAGCCAGUAUGUUUGCUACGUGUUCCAGUGUGCAAGUGAGUCUCUGGUUGAUGAGGUAAUGCUUACCCUGAAACAAGCCUUUAGCACCGCUGCAGCUCUUCAAAAUGCCAAGACACAGGUUAAACUGUGUGAGGCCUGCCCAAUGCAUUCAUUGCACAAACUUUGUGAAAGAAUCGAAGGGCUUUAUCCACCAAGAGCCAAGCUAGUAAUCCAGAGACAUCUGUCAUCACUAACUGAUAAUGAGCAAGCAGACAUUUUUGAACGUGUUCAGAAAAUGAAGCCUGACAAUGACCAGGAAGAAAAUGAACUUGUGAUCCUACAUCUACGCCAACUCUGUGAAACUAAGCAGAAAACACACAUUCACAUUGGUGAAGCACCGUCGAUUACUUCUAACAGUGCAAUUCCAGAAAACACCACCAGUGGUGGCAGGUUUAAGCUUGACAUUCUGAAAAACAAGGCCAAGAAAUCCUUGACUAGCUCCCUGGAAAAUAUCUUCUCAAGGGGAGCCAACAGAAUGAGAGGCCGCCUGGGAAGUGUGGACAGCUUUGAGCGCUGCAACAGCCUUGCUUCUGACAAAGACGCUUCACCGAGUGAUUCUCCACCGGCCACUCCUCCGGCAUCACCCGUGUCCUCGGCCUGGCAGCCGUUUCCUGAAGAGGACUCAGACUCCCCCCAGUUCAGGAGGCGCGCACACACCUUCAGCCACCCGCCCUCCAGCGCCCGGCGGAGGAUAACCUUCCAGAACGGGAGGUCCCAGAGUGCCCGGUCCCCGCUCCUGCGGCAGAGCUGCGUCGAGCCGCCGAGCCCAAUUGUUGGGGUUCGACGCUUUUUCAGUGAGAGUGAAUCUACAUCACCUGGUCUCCCUUCCUCUGUCUCUGCCCCUUCUUUCUUGAAAACCCUUUACCAGGGCUCAGGAAGGUUACUCCAGCACUCUGAAAAUGACCUCUCCAAGAGUGAUGGUGAGGGAAAGAAAAGAACAUCAACUGUCUGCAGCAGCGAAUCUCUAAAUGCUGUGGGGGCCACGCUCACACCUCGCCGCAUCUCCUGGCGGCAGAGAAUAUUCUUGCGGGUAGCUUCACCUAUGAACAAAUCUCCUUCGAAAAUGCAGCGUCCAGAUGGUCACGACGGAAGUGAAUUGUUACCAUUAUCCCCUCUUGCUCCACCCUUGGAGGAGGACCCUCUUAUUUUAGCAUUGCAAAAUGAGGAUGGUACAGAUAAAAUUGGAGAGAAGAAAAACUCAGAAGAGCUACAAAGUCUGUGGAGAAAAGCCAUCCAUCAACAAAUUCUAUUGCUUCGAAUGGAGAAAGAAAACCAGAAGCUGGAAGCAAGCAGAGAUGAGCUCCAAUCAAGAAAAGUCAAACUGGACUACGAUGAAGUUGGUACAUGUCAGAAAGAUGUCAUAAAUGUUUGGGAUAAGAAGUUAAUUAACUGCAGAGCCAAAAUUCGAUGUGACAUGGAAGAUAUUCAUGGCACUUUGAAAGAAGGUGUACCAAAAAGUCGUCGGGGAGAAAUUUGGCAAUUUUUGGCUGUGCAACAUCGAGUCAGACACAGAUUGCCAAACAAGCAGCAGCCUCCUGAUGUCUCUUACAAAGAACUUCUGAAACAACUGACGGCACAGCAGCACGCCAUCCUUGUGGAUCUAGGACGAACAUUCCCUACACAUCCUUACUUUUCUACCCAGCUGGGAGCAGGACAGCUAUCGCUCUUUAAUCUCCUGAAAGCAUACUCUUUGCUGGACAAGGAAGUGGGUUAUUGUCAAGGUAUAAGCUUUGUAGCUGGAGUGCUGCUUCUACACAUGAGUGAGGAGCAGGCCUUUGAAAUGCUGAAGUUCCUCAUGUAUGACCUUGGCUUCCGUAAACAAUACAGGCCAGACAUGAUGUCACUACAGAUUCAGAUGUAUCAGCUGUCAAGGCUUCUUCAUGAUUAUCACAGAGACCUCUAUAAUCAUCUUGAAGAAAAUGAAAUCAGCCCCAGUCUUUAUGCUGCACCAUGGUUUCUUACACUGUUUGCAUCCCAGUUUCCAUUAGGAUUUGUAGCCAGAGUAUUUGACGUUAUUUUUCUUCAAGGAACAGAAGUCAUAUUUAAAGUAGCACUGAGCCUACUUAGCAGUCAAGAGACGUCUAUAAUGGGAUGUGAGAGUUUUGAGAAUAUUGUUGAUUUUCUUAAGACCACUAUUCCAGACAUGACUCAGCCUCAAAUGGAAAAAAUUAUUACCCAGGUGUUUGAGAUGGAUAUUUCAAAACAGCUCCAUGCCUAUGAAGUAGAGUACCAUGUUCUGCAGGAUGAACUCCAGGAAAAUGUGAAUCCCUGUGAUGAAGGUGAACCUCUGGAGAAGCUGGAGAGGGCAAACAGCCAUCUGAAAAGGCAAAACAUGGAUUUGUUGGAGAAGCUACAGGUUGCUCAUGCUAAAAUUCAGAGUCUGGAAUCCAGCCUGGAGACUAUUUUGACUCGAGAGAGCAAAAUGAAGACUGUAAUUCAGUCCCUGGAACAGGAGAAGAUAACAUAUCAAAAGACUCUUGAGCAGAUAAUGAAAUAUUUGCCAGCAGAAGCAUUGUCUGACUGUGAGCUACUCCUGAAGGAAGUAAACUACAAUCCAAAUAAUAAAACAAAAUGAGGAAUAAGCCAUAAACCAGGGUUUUCUAGGCAGCAUUUUGUCAAAUAUUAAGGGAAAGAAAAAUGAGUUUGCUGCUUUCAAAGGACUUAGCAAUAGGCAAUUAUUAUCCAAAACUAGUGCUGGGACACUCAUAGCUACAGAUGGGCCUUCAAAUCCCAGCAUGCAAAUUCAGGCUAUUAUUUUUUUUAAUGAUUAUGUAAAUAAAUCACAAGGGGGAAAUAAAGGAUUCUCACAUGUAAUUAUGAUGAAUAGAUGUAUAUUUAGAGUUGACCUAAAGGAAAAGAUAAAUUUUAGUAGUCAGAGCCAAGGUAAUGGUAAACUACAAUUUCACUCUGGAUGUGCUUGUCUUGUAGUGAAAUGAAAAUAGCGUGUCUUUAUAUAUAAAUACAUAUAUAUAUACAUACAUAUAUAUAUAUAUAUAUAUAUAUGUUGAAUAAUACUUGAAGAAGAAAAAAAGAAUGUAAUUGCCCUCCAAAGAGCAGCAUGUUUCACAUCUUCUGUGGAAAAUCUGUGUGAACUCUGCGUGCCUCUCUUUUAAUUCUACUGACGUGUGCGUAGACCAGUAAUGCAGAAUAAGUAUCAUGACCUGGUUCAUACAGGAAGAACUCUAGUGCCAUACACUGCCUGGGCUGUACCAGUCAGCAAUGUAAUUCCACAUGCAUGUUGGACCUGAAAAAAAGCAUCACAUCAUCGCCAAGCCUCCAUAACUCUGACUUAAGAAAUAGGUAUCUAUACACACGCAGAACUUUUAAAAGUAAGAGCUAAGAGUGAUACCUUCUUCCUGGCUUGCUUGUUUCUGCCUGUACUGGCAUUGGUCAGUGAUUAUGGGUGGAAGGAAGUAAAGCUGUGGAGUGGUAUUUAUUCUGAUGUUAAUUUUCUGCAGGAUACUUGCUGUCAUAAGAUUUAGGCAUAUAAAAGGUUCUCAUUUAACCAAAGAAAUAUUGCAAGAAGCCUUGUCUUAUCAUAAUGGGAGCCAGAAAGCUAAUAUGAAAUUUUGUUUGAAGAGAAAAUUGAGGUAGGUUGCAGAAAGAAGAGUGUAAGUGCACUGAGAGAGGACCAAGCAAGUUGCAAAUAUUAUGUACACCUCUCAGUGGAUAUAAAUUUCAAAGGGGAUUCUGAAGUACAGGUGCAGUUUAAUAAUAUUUAAGGUUAUUCCUGUUUUAAUCCUGCUUUGUGGUCUUUUUUUUUUUUUUAAAGAAAAAAAGUCAUGAAUUUGUGUGUUCUGAGCAGAAGGUGAGGUAAGCUCUGGUCAUUUUGUGGGAGAAAAUAUCUUUAUAACAGUAUAAAAAGUCGCAUUUGGAUUUGAAAAUGUUUUGAAGUGGAAUUUUGGAGAAGUCUUAGACAAAUUUGUAAUAGACACGUAUUUUGGAGUGCAUGUCUGAACUGUUAAUCGAGUGUUACCGUGGCUCAUGUUAUCUCUUACCAUUUAUACUGUAUUUCAGGAAACACUUUUUUUUUUUUAAAGAAAAGCAAUUAAGCAAAGUGCCAAAUCCAGCUGUGUCUUUAUGCAUAAGAUUGUCCAAUUUAGAAAGCAAGUACUGAAAGAAUAUUACGUUUUAUUUUAACAUAAAUAAAAGUGAGGAACAACAAUGCUGAUUUGCUGCACACUGCUGCGGAACUUAGGGGCUUGGGGUCUCUUGGGUUCUUUUGUUGUUGUUUUUUUUACUUCCAUGGUGUUUUACUUGAUUAAAAAUAUUGAUUUACUUAAUGGUCUUUCUUUUUACAGUUGGGGUGCAAGGUCUUAACACUGUGUAUAAAAUUAUGUGGAAUUUGUCUAGAUAUUUCUAGAGUAUUGUAUUGUACCAAGUGGGAAAAUGCCAAGUGAAAAGGCAGUUCUUUGCUGUUUUGUUCAAAGUAAGUUUUAGCUGAUGUGUAUAUACAAAAACCAAUCCCAGGAACUGCAGUAGUGUGUAUUACAAAGAAUCAAGGUUAUUCAGAUGCAUCUUUUUUUAAGAUGCACUGAAUGUGCUUUAUCUUCUGUUUCACUUAUCAAAUUUUUCAUGUAAUGCCUGGAGAAAUUCCAAUAAAU
Cygnus atratus (black swan) is the source of this 6027-nucleotide messenger RNA. It is a transcript of the gene TBC1D4, whose product is annotated as TBC1 domain family member 4. The record is from RefSeq and is a predicted model, not a curated record. Lineage: Eukaryota; Metazoa; Chordata; Aves; Anseriformes; Anatidae. The transcript has 20 exons. Bases 162 to 3998 code for a protein of 1278 amino acids.